UCCUUGUUUCCGUUUGGGCGGAGUUUCUGGUUGGAGCUGGGAAUGUCCCCGGGUGAGGGAGACAGACAGACACACAGACAGACAGACACGUCGUUGGAAGAGAGAGGAUACCCACCUGUUGAACAGCAGCGGUCUGGUUUAAAUCGAUCUUUAUUUCACUCGUUUUUCCUCUGAGAGAUUCCGGGUCUGAGCCUUCAGGAUGACGGACGCUCUGUUACCAAACGGCAUCAAAGACAGCGGAGGAGACGGCACUUAUUUCAGAAAAGGUUGUAACCCGUUCGCCCAGACUGGACGAAGCAAACUUCAGAAUAAACGGGCCAGUGUGAACCAGCAGAUCAUCAAACAGAUGAGGAUGAGGGCUGGAGCUGAGAACCUGCUGAAGGCUACACCUAACAACAAGGUCAAAGAGAUGGUUCUGUUGGAGUUGAGCUAUGUUAACUCCAACCUACAGCUACUGAUGGGACGGCUUGAAGGACUCAACAGCUCAGUGGAGGUCUACCAGAACACCCAGGAGACAGCCAACAUCCCCCUCAUUGCUCUGGGUCUAAAGGAGACAAAAGACAUUGACUUUUCCACUCUGUUCAAGGACUUUAUCUUGGAGCACUACAGUGAAGACGGGAACAGCUGAGAUGAGAUUGCUGACCUGAUAGACCUGCGACAGGCUUGCAGAACGCCAAGUCGAGAUGAGGCUGGGGUGGAACUGCUGGCGAAAUACUUCAGCCAUCUCCCUCUGAUGGAGAGCCGGUUCUUCUCCCCAUCCCGCCAGACUGGCAUCUUCUUUACCUGGUACGACUCUUUUACAGGAGUGCCCCUAUGCCAACAGAACCUCUCACUGGAGAAAGCCAGUGUCCUCUUCAACAUGGCCGCCCUCUACUCUCAGAUUGGUACCCGUAGUGACCGACAGACAAUAGCUGGCCUGGAGGAGGCCAUCUCUUCCUUCCAGAAAAGUUCAGGUAUCCUGAACCACCUGAAAGAGACACACACCCACACUCCCAGCUACGACAUGAGCCCAGCCAUGCUCAGUAUGUUGAUUCGGAUGAUGCUUGCUCAGGCUCAGGAGUGCCUGUUUGAGAAGACUGCACUGCCUGGGAUCCGAAACCAGUUCUCUUCCCUGAUGAAAAUGGCCCAGGAGGCUGCAAAGGUCUCAGAAAUCUACGACCAACUCCAUCAGUCCAUGAUCCAGACGCCAAUCAAAGACAAUGUCCCGUUCUUCUGGUCCACCAUGUCGCAAGUCAAAACCAACCACUAUAGCUCCAUGGCACAUUACUUUGCAGCCUCAGCGCUCCUGGACCACCAGUUGAGUCUCAGCGACGAUGAGGACCAGCAGGAGAAGACCUUGUCACAGGUCUAUGAUCGCCUUCCUGAGGGACGUUCUCCUCUCGACAUCCUGAAAAAGAAAGAUGAACGUGAACGCAUUGGUAAAGCACACAUUCGUCGGGCCAUACUGGGUCAUGAGGAGGCUCUAAGGAUCUUUGGUUUGUGCCAGCACUUAAACAAGCUGGAGGCCCUGCAGGAGAUUUUAAAAGCCAGCCACCAGCGCUCGCUCAACAAGUGCAGUGAAUAUGAAGAUGAGGAAGAGUUUGCGGACUACACGGAGGCCCCAGACAUCAUCUCUAAAACAGAGCACAAAGCAGAGAUGGAGGUUCCUGCAACCACAAAGGUGAAAGUCACAGACUUCUUCCAGAGGCUGGGCCCUCUGUCAGUCUUCUCAGCCAAGCAGCGGUGGACAGCCCCACGGACAAUACAUCUUUGCCCUAAAGACCGAGACCUGGGCUUCACCCUGAAAGGGGAAACACCAGUCCAGGUGGUUUCGUUGGACCCCCUCUGCACAGCUGCUGCUGAUGGUCUGAAAGAGAGUGACUACAUUGUUGCCGUGGGCGACACAGAUUGCAAAUGGAUGGGCGUGAGCGAUGUGAUGCGGCUGCUGAAGGAUGUGGAUGAGGAAGGGAUUGACAUCCAGGUGAUCAGCAUCAUGGACAGCAACCCACCAAUGCCUACCAAGAGUGCCACCUUCUGCGGAAACCUGCCUAAAACCUACUCCAUGAUUUGUCUGGCCUAUGAUGAUGACGACAAGAACCCCAAGUCCCGCAAAGUAACCAAGAAGCCAUCCUUCCUCAGCUGGGGUCUGAAGAACAAGCUGAAGAGCGCCAGCACCCUCAGCCUUCCCACUGCUGACCACUCCGGGGGGCUUCCCUGGAAUAAACCCUGUCCCACGUUCCCCAGCUCCAGCACCUACAACGACAGUGCCCUCUACUGA
Molecule: messenger RNA, 2257 nt
Organism: Etheostoma spectabile (orangethroat darter)
Lineage: Eukaryota; Metazoa; Chordata; Actinopteri; Perciformes; Percidae
Gene: rhpn2
Product: rhophilin, Rho GTPase binding protein 2
Biological process (GO): signal transduction; negative regulation of stress fiber assembly
Molecular function (GO): protein binding
Source: RefSeq, a predicted model, not a curated record